Molecule: messenger RNA, 528 nt
Organism: Coffea eugenioides
Lineage: Eukaryota; Viridiplantae; Streptophyta; Magnoliopsida; Gentianales; Rubiaceae
Exons: 2
Coding region: 1-528 (175 amino acids)
Molecular function (GO): zinc ion binding
Source: RefSeq, a predicted model, not a curated record
AUGGAAGAAGCCCAACUUGGAUUAGAGGAAGCAGGACCAAGAUCAACGCCACCAAGAGCCGGGCCAGCAAGAUCCAUGCCACCUACAUCGUUGACACCCAUUUUGCCUACUUGUGUUUGUGGGAUGAAGACAGUAAUGAUAACUUCAUGGACUGCACAAAAUCCGGGAAGAAGAUUUGCCAAAUGCGCAUUGGAGGAGGAUGGCUGUGGCUAUUGGGGUUGGAUAGAUGAUGAAAUGUGCGCUCGAUCUACAAUGAUUAUACCGGGUCUACUCAGAAAGAUCAAUGGAAUGGAGGAAAAAAUGGUUGAAUUUGAAAAAGCUGCAAGAAAGUGGGAAGCAAAAGCUGUGAAAUUGGAGGGUAAAAUGAAGCCACUUCAAACUGAAAUUGCCAAGUACAAAUCAGCCAAUAAGCGACUCAUUCGAUGCGCAGUGUUGCCUUGGCUAAUAGUUGUCUUAGCAAUGUUAGUUAUGAGAAUAGAUAAUUCUGGUGGCAUGCUACAAAUUUGUGGCAUCGUUGAAAAUCCUUGA